Pseudo-nitzschia multistriata is the source of this 2838-nucleotide messenger RNA. The record is from the annotation of a GenBank genome assembly. Lineage: Eukaryota; Bacillariophyta; Bacillariophyceae; Bacillariales; Bacillariaceae.
CAUGAAGCACGUUGUCACAACAAUUGAUGGGYUAUCUAUCUACCUUCGCUAGAACUGCAGUGCCGUUUUCGCUACCGGCUGGAGAAAAGUACUCGUACAACCAUGACUGGACAGCAGGAGAGGGAGCUGUACUGGUACGAUGACGCAACCUACGACAUUGGCUUUUAUAACUAYUACCAACGAACGGUGGAUCCAAGCCCAUGGGCGUUCAUAGUUUGCCUCUUGUUCUGUAUCAUAAUGGCGCUGCUGCUUCCCCGCUAUCUUGCGUACUAUCGAUCAAUUCAUACGAGUAAYUUAAAGAAAGCAUAUUCAAGCAAUAAUAUAAUACAGCUCUGGUCCCAGGCAUWUAGGGCAAACGACGCGGUUCCAAACGGCAACAACGACGAGACGAUCAGGACGCAGAACAAAAGAAAUAUCUACCUUCCAUCGCUAAACGAAGAAAACGAGUCUGGUGAGAAUUCGGAGAAGGACGAGGAAGCCAACGGGUCAUUCCGACGGAAGGUGAUGAGGGAAAGGGCGUUGCAAUCACUCUGUCACUUCGUUCGCGCACCAAAAAGCGAAAUCGACAAUUGCAUCAAUAGUCAAUCCAAGACUGAAGAGACGCGGGUUCCCACAACRGACUAUACUAGCAUGGAAGAUCGUGCAUGUGACGACGAUGCUAAGAACGACAUCGAUUCUUCGGGGUAUGGAGAAUUUGUAACCACGGAAGCUGAAAUACCACCAAGCCAGGAUCUGACGGAACCAAACGAUGCGAACGAUCCACUUCCUCCCGAAUAUCUGUAUGAUGACCUCACCAGGGAUGCGGAAUCAUGUGUAUCAUCUGUUUUGUCYGAGAACACGAAUCCUUUUCACAUAAUCAAGAACGAUUUCAGAGAUUUCACAAGAAACAGACAUCCCGACRAAAGUGUAUCUGUAGCUAGCGGCUGGGAAGAAGACUUUGAUCCGUCGACGCAAAACACGAUAUACUUUCAUCCCGCAACAGGAGCUAGAACCACAGAAAAACCCUUGGAACCACAUUCUGAGAACUUUCGCCCGUGGUACCUGUUCUAUACCUCGCCUUCCUUUCGAAGAAAAAUGCGAAAAUGCAGCAAAUGGGACGACGAGAUGCAGAAAAUCAUAGGCCUCGCCCUCCCGUACACUGCUCACACGAUAGCCGUUGAUAUAUUUGGAUUGCUGGAGGUUGGUGUCAUUGGAAGAUUACUMGGUACGACCGAGCUAUCUGCCUACUUUGCCACAGAAUUUGCUAUCAGCUUUGCAACCAUGUUUUUUCAUGGCAUUCUGGCGAGUUUAAAAGUUCUAGUGAGCCAGGCCCACGGAGCAGACAACAUAAGGUUGGCAGGAACCUAUGUCCAAAUCGGCGUGUGGACGCACCACCUAUUUUCUUUGCCGCUGGUUCUCUAUGGUUGGAAUCAUUUCGAUGAUGUCGUACUCCGUUUGGGUCUUGACGAAGGAACAGCGGAGUCUGCCGACCAAUACGCUAGAUUUGCCUUGAUCUACGAAGCGAUAGGAAUUUACGACGGUGCCUUGCACUGUGUUUUGGACGUCACUGGACAUGAAAAAUACUCGGCAAUAUCGAACGGAUUCCGUGCAUCUUUAAGCUUCCUUGCAGUCCUCAUUGUCUCUGUUAUGUUGAAUAAGGGAGCUGAAUUGUGGAUGGUAGGAGCAAUCCAUUUGGUCGCGAAGGUGUUCUUUUUCUUCUUCAAUAUGUCGGUAAUCCURUACCAAAAAUGGCUGGAUAAUUACUGGAGUGAAAUGGUGGGYAACAAUCCGUUCAGUCACAUGGCCCCGAUUAAAACCUUGUGGAAGGCUAGUCUCCGUCUUUCGUCCGGUCGAGUGAUUGAAAAUUGCGAAUGGAACAUUCUUUUUGUAUUCUCUGCKAUACAAGGUCCUGCAGAAGUUGCAAUCUGGGGUUUGGUUGGGGAGCUUUGGGACUUUGCUGACGAUAUUGUCAUAGCUGUUUCCGAUGCAUCCAAAGUCCGAUGCGCACAUCUCUUGGGGUCGGGUCUACCGGAACAGGCGAAAUAUUGUUCGGAAAAAUCRCUAUUUAUAGGUGUUGUUACUUCGAUAAUCAUGUCGGUAUCACUUGGAAUUCUGAGAUCGAAUAUACCGAGAUGGUUGACUAAUGACUUUACAUUGCAACGCUUAUUAGGGGAUAUGAUUCCGAUGGUAUGUCUUGCUGUGGCGACYCUAUCGUUUGGAAGUCUAUGYUCCUCUAUAUUGUGCGCUCAGGGUCGUGCACAUCUGGCAACUGCUGUCACAGGCUUUGGCAGCCUUGCAAUAGCUUUGCCACUUGCAUUGAUGUCAAAUUUCUGUUUCAAUUUGAAUCUGCAAGGCCUCAUAGCUUCGCUCAUCAUUGGCUAUGCUACUUCUGGCUUCUGCAACUCAAUUCUGAUGUUGACAUCAAACUGGACGCACAUCUCGAGAAAGGUUAGAAAAAGGACGAGUCGAAUYGAAGUSAAGCUCGAAAAGGAUAAGAUGCUGUAUAAUGCCACAACAGACACAGCAGUUGUGGAUGGAAAGGUUGAAGCUUCCGGGGAUUUAACUUGACGUGYAGUUUUGGUCGAUACGAAYKAGGUACAAAUGCAGGAAAUACCGACACGACUCUUCCAGAAAGUCCACCAUGGUCGAUUUUUCUUUCUUGUUAUGACAUGGUCGGAAAGUUCAUAUUAUAAGGAAAGAUGCGGAUCGUGAGCAGACAAGACUUCAUCUGUUACCAAGAUUGGAAAGUAUUGUUUUCGACACNUCCUCCGUAUCAGCAAACUCCUUCGGUUGCUUCCUCCGUACCAGCAAACUCCUCCGCAUUGCUUCCUAUGUAUGAACUAAACUCCUCCGUAUCAG